Messenger RNA from Sphaeramia orbicularis (orbiculate cardinalfish), 1954 nucleotides. It is a transcript of the gene admp, whose product is annotated as anti-dorsalizing morphogenic protein. The record is from RefSeq and is a predicted model, not a curated record. NCBI's taxonomy places the organism in Eukaryota, Metazoa, Chordata, Actinopteri, Kurtiformes, Apogonidae. Bases 265 to 1461 code for a protein of 398 amino acids. Gene Ontology annotation, cellular component: extracellular region. Gene Ontology annotation, molecular function: cytokine activity; growth factor activity. The transcript is spliced from 5 exons.
AUUUGAACGUUUAUUGGCAGACAUGAGGACAAUAGACCUGAAUAAAAUCUACAAUCGGGUUCACACCUUGUUAACACCACCAUUAGUCUCCCUUUACAUUCGCUGAUUGGUGAUUUACAUUUGCGACCAAACAGCAUGUUUACUGCUGUUUGCUGAGGCUUCGGGGGCUCUGAGGAGACACCGGGGGCAUUUGAUAUAAAAAGUGCAGCUUCCUUCAGCCAUCAGUCACUCCGACUUGGAAUUGCUGUCUGACUGAGGACCACCAUGCACCAGAAAACAUCUACUCACUACUUUGAGAUGCUGCUAUUUGGGAUCGGAUUGGUCACGUUGCUGUGCGCCACGGACGCACGGCCUUCCCUCAACUACCUGGAGGAUCACUUCACCGUGGAGAACGAGUCUGAGGAAGUGCGCUCAGCUGCGAUCAAAAGACUUUUGGAGGUUUUUGGGAUGGACGACACCCCUGCUAUCCACGGACACAAGCAGCCCCCUCAGUACAUGCUCGACUUGUACAACACAGUGGCAGAUGUGGACGGUGUGACCAAGGACCCUUAUCUGUUGGAAGGAAAUACUGUCCGGAGUUUCUUUGACAAAUUGCACAGUGAACAGGUGGAGUUCAGGUUCAACUUGUCCACUGUUUCCAGAGCUGAGAAGAUCCUCACUGCUGAGCUUCAUCUGUUUAAGCUGAGACCUCAGGCGACCCUGACAUUUAACAGACACCAUUUCUGCCAGGUCAGUGUUUAUCAGCUGCUCAACAGCAAAUCCAACAGCACACAGGACAAAAAGCUCUUGUCUUCUCGACUCAUCCCAGUCCACUCCACUGGUUGGGAGGUUUUCACCAUUACACAAGCAGUGCGUUCCUGGAUGCUGGAUGAGGGCAGUAACCUGGGCCUCCAUGUGGUGGUUCAGACCCUCGGUGGAAGUCCGAUGGAUAUGAAGCUGAUCCGCUUCGCUUCGGGACGCAAUCACCAUCAGAGCAAACAGCCCAUGUUGGUGCUUUUCACCGAUGAUGGCCGCCGCUCCUCAAAACCUCUUGAAAGCACAGAUCCAAACGACGCCACAUCCAACCUCCCCCGGCCCCUGUUGUCCAGUCCGUCAUCCCGCAGCGUCCGCUCAGUGGACGAAAGCGAAGAGGAAGGUGCGUCCAUGUCCUGCCAGCGUUUACCCCUGUACGUGGACUUCGAGGAGAUCGGCUGGUCAGGUUGGAUCGUGUCCCCGCGGGGUUACAACGCUUACCACUGUAAAGGCUCCUGCCCCUUCCCGCUGGGUCAGAACAUGAUGCCUACCAACCACGCCACCGUCCAGUCCAUCAUCAACGCCCUGAAGCUGAUCAAAGGCAUCGACAUGCCGUGCUGCGUACCUGACAAGCUCUUCUCCAUCAACCUACUCUAUUUUGACGAUGAUGAGAAUGUGGUGCUUAAACAGUACAACGACAUGGUGGCGGGAAGCUGCGGCUGCCACUGACUUCCGUUCAGAAGUCACUACUUUUGGGGUUUGGUCCUUCAACAACCAGCUGCCCUCUGACUCUGUUAUGCCAAGUCCCACAUGUGACAUUGUAAUAUAUGUAAAUAACCAAAAAUUAUAAUAUAUGGCAGUGAUGGACAUGAUAUUUUGUGAAAGAUGUAAAUGUGUAUAUUUUAUGUUUGUGUUUAUUAUUAUAGUCAGAAUAAAUUGUUGUCUUUGCUGCUUUGGGCGUCUAUAUGGUGUACAGUUACUGUUUUUGGCUUGUGUUAUGUCAUAUGUUUUGUGAGUGAUGUGCUGUAUUCUUGUGGCUGUACGGUUUGUGAAAACAAUUUUCCUGUGAAGGACAAAUAAAUCUAUCUAUCUAAAUGUUGUACAGAAGGUCAAAGUAGUGUUAGAUAUUAGUGUAUUAAAAUAUGUUUUUAAUAAAGUGUUAUUGAAUUUGUGGAGUAUUCAGAUUCUUUAACAGUAUUAAUAGAAUCCUGUGAAAAUACUC